AUGGCGGCUCCCUUGCAUCCUGCCGUUUGGGCAUCCAUUUGGCUGGCUGCUAUACCAUUCAUCUUCUAUUUCGCCCUCAUCGGAUUGGGCGUGAUUCCCUUCUUCCAGCGGCACUUCUUAUAUGCGCACUCCAUCAAUUCGCUAUGGUGGUCGGAUAUCAAUUCCCCCAUGGCUUGGGGCUUUGCCAAGAAUCAAGUCACUCCCUUCGCCCUGCAAACUUCAGACGGCGAGACAAUCUACGCGUGGCACAUUCUGCCGCUGCCUCUGUAUCUGCAGCACGAAACCACAGUGGCAACACAGGACGUGGGAUUCUGCAACGACUUUACACAGACCGAGUCAUUUCGAUUGCUUUCCAGCGAUCCGGAGGCCAGAUUCAUCAUCUCAUUCCACGGUAACGCAGGCCACAUCGCCCAAAACACUCGACCAGACAGCUACCAUGCCUUGACCGACACGUCAUCGUACCACGUUAUAGCCAUUGACUACCGCGGCUUCGGCCAUUCCACCGGCACGCCCAACGAAAGGGGCCUGAUCCUAGAUGCCGCCGCCGUGGUCGAUUGGGCAAUCAAUGUGGCGAGAAUCCCCUCGAAUCGAAUUGUGCUACUCGGCCACAGCCUUGGAACCGCCGUUGCCAGCGGCGUCGCCGAGCGUUACACCCUCCAAGGGGUUGAUUUCGCAGGCAUCGUGCUCGUCGCCGCGUUCAGCGACCUGGCCACGAUGCUCAGCGGCUAUCGUUUCGGAGGACUCGUGCCCGCCCUUGGGCCGUUUGCCUUCUGGCCCUUUUUUCAGCGUGUCCUCGAUAGAGUCCUCGUGGACAAGUGGCACUCGGCUAAUAGGCUUGCUAGUAUCGUCCGUCAUUCUAGGAGCAGGCUGCGAAUCAGCUUGGUACACGCAAAGAAUGACAGGGACAUUCCCUGGAAAGAAGACAACAAGUUGUUCCGGGCUGCUGCAGGAGAAGCCAUUGGUAUACUGGAUGAUGAGGAGUUCGAUGCUUGGAAGGAGGCGCGGACAGUCCGGACGAGCAACGAUUCGUUCGUCACUACGUGGAAAACAGGCGAGGACACUAUCAUCCGUCAAGAGUUGUUUCCCUAUGGCGGACACAAUGACAUUUUGGGCUUUGCGCCGGUCACAUUGGCCAUCAUGAGGGCGUUUGAGCUUGAAGGCACAACCUACGACUAA
Trichoderma reesei QM6a is the source of this 1176-nucleotide messenger RNA. RefSeq lists its product as uncharacterized. NCBI's taxonomy places the organism in Eukaryota, Fungi, Ascomycota, Sordariomycetes, Hypocreales, Hypocreaceae. The transcript is spliced from 6 exons. Bases 1 to 1176 code for a protein of 391 amino acids. The record is from RefSeq and is a predicted model, not a curated record.